Molecule: messenger RNA, 3513 nt
Organism: Rhinocladiella mackenziei CBS 650.93
Lineage: Eukaryota; Fungi; Ascomycota; Eurotiomycetes; Chaetothyriales; Herpotrichiellaceae
Exons: 1
Coding region: 1-3513 (1170 amino acids)
Source: RefSeq, a predicted model, not a curated record
AUGGAAGACGCCCACUCACACGCCAGUACAAUCCAUACCCGCUCGCGCUCGAUUCCUACCCCAGCCUUGCGCGAUCCUCAUCCGAUACAAACAACUCCCAAAUCGGCUCCUCAUCCUCGUCAGCAGCGAUUGUUACCGACUCGUCAUGCAAGGCUCUCCGCACAAAGACUAUCUGUUCAUGGCAUCACAGUACCGUUUCCUCAUCUGAUUCGGUCAGCCGAGAGCGACGGGUCCCGAUUUAACAAGUGCGAAGAUGAUGGCAACAAUUACCACGAGACUACACUUCUAAGUAGCCCUUCGCCGAGAACUUCAAUAUUGAACGAGAUUACAAAUUCAGCUGGCUAUAGUGGGCGCAGAUUACGGAAGCGGGCUCCCAUACCUGUCUUUCAGGAUUCGCCAGACAAGCAGCUUCCUGAAAUCAUAGGUACGAAGUCUCCGUCAGUGUACCACGACGCAUCAAGCAACAUAGAGCCACCUUCCAUCAGUUCGACUCAAGAUCGCUCACCGAGUAUGGGCGGCCUGAGAGAAGUUUCUGUCAACGUUCAGCGUCCAUCGCCUGACAAAGAGCCUCCAUAUUACCGCUCAACGCGAGCGUCUUCGCGCCGUAAAUCGUCUUCAGUCAGACCGCGGUUCAAUUCAGAAGAGGACAUCGAACACGUCGAGAAUGAGUUGCAAAUGGUCAAGGACGCCAUGUAUUCUCCAACCACCAACAUAUCAUGGAAGGAAAAGUUGAAAAAAGUGAAGGAUGAAAACGACCGAUUGAGGGAAGAAAUGGAGACUCUGAGGGCAUCUUUCGAAUCCGAACUCCGUCAGACAAUCGAACGCUAUACAGAAGCUGAAUUGAAGCUGAAAAGGAGGAUUAAAGACCUGGAAGACGAAGUCGAGCACAAACAAAGCGCGAUUCGAGAUCUGGAGGAUGUUCGCGAAGAGAAAAGACUCGAUCAAAACACCCUGGAAGUAUUGAGGUCCAGGAUUGACAAGCUCGAAGAGGACAAGACAAGCUUGGAAGUUACCAAUCGAGGCAUGAUGAAGCGUAAUGAGGUCUUGACCCAGCUCCUGGCUUUGUCGCCCACGAAAUUGCAGCAAAAGAUGGAACUUCCUACACCGAGACGGAGGAAUGCGCGUCCGAUGUCUCUGAUCAUUCCUCGAAUUCCUUCCUCUCCCGGAGGCCAAACACCCUUGAGCAGACCGCAGUCGGUCCUCGCAUCACCUGCAAAUCGCGGUUCAGAUUAUUUCCCGGCAAAUCCUGCAUCGUCGUCGUCGUCGUCGUCGUCAUCGUCAUCAUCACUUUUGGUGUCAAGUCCAGGUGUUCGUGCAACCGGUUCUCCGCCAGUUACAGAUGAAAUUCAUUCAGUUGAUUCUGGGACUAAAGGGUCAUGUUCGCAAAUUUCUAAUCGGGGAGGGUUUGGAUGCUCUACACUGACGUCUCAUGCUUCGAACAACCCAGAAAUGCCUACAACGGGACGCUCUGAGCUUGAAGGUAGACCACAAUCUCCAGUGAAGCAACCUUCGAAACGAAGACCUCGAAAAUUCAUAUCAAGCUCAACCCAGUUGAAGCCUCUUCUUUUGCCUACGUUCACUGCCGACAAUGGUAACCUACCUUCGACAUCACCAAUUACAUCACCUGAUCGCCCACUCCCAACUACUUCUUAUGCGCCACAAUGGGAACCUUCUCCCAUGUCAUGCAAAACAAACGGAACUUUUCAUGGAACCCCUCCGCUGAGUCCUGACCUUGUCACUGGCCAACCGGGCCCUUCAUUUCAGAGCCUUGAUGAAGUCUUUGCUAAGGAUGAAAAACCAUUUCGACCAGGAGCCAUUCCAACGUCCAUAGAUGAGCUUCUUCAUCCAAGACAAAGUACACAAUACCAGACGCCACUUCAGCCUAAGCACCUGGGACUGAAUCUCGAAGUUUCAGGUCUUGGGAAACCCCAACCUCGUGCUCAUGUUGACUCUGGGUUUAUGAAGACAAUACCGAGUGAAGGUGGAUUCUUGUUCGGUCAAUAUCGUGAUCAAAUGGAUCGAGGCGAGGACCAUUAUACGCGGAAACCACUGGGGAUGAGCUCAAUCUUCCAUGAUCCGCAACUCUCGCCUGAAUGCGAUGAAUCUCCGAUUGGUGAUAUCAAUGAUAAUGUCGAAGUCCCACGCCCGUUGUUUUCGAGAUAUUCUGAACCCCGAAGUGGAGCGGCUCGGCCAUUGUCUCAUUUUCAUUAUGAUUCGUCUCCCCUGAACCCUCGAAAACGGCGAAAGGGAAGCUCUGUACACGAGUUAGGACUGCCGGAUACUGAGGCCGUUAACCGUGGAGCAUCUGAAACACCAUUGCCUCCGCCUGGGUCUCGUCAAGUGCUGAUGCCAAGCUCGGUCAUAAACCGUACAGCCAAACCCAUCCCGAAUCUGCCAUACCCUGGAUUCGCCAGAAAACAAGGUCCUACGAGAGCCCGGAGUUCAUUGGAGAUAUUUCAACAUUGGAACAUAGGCUCAAGACCUCUUGCCGCGAUUACGAUUCAGACAGUUUAUGCGACCUUAUCGAGAUACACGUCUUACAUACAAAGUUUCAAGCGAGACCCUCUCGCCUUGGCUCGACGAGUGAUGGCAAAUGCCUGGCGAUCAAAUUGGACCAUGUUUGGAAAGUUGAGUUGGUGGGUGCUUGGCCUUUUCAUUGGGUAUCGACGUCCCAACCAGGAUGGUCGCACGUGGGAUUGGGAUAUUUAUGACGGCGAAACCAUCGCCGAUCGGUGUUGUACGACGCGUGUCAGUGAUCCCCCAGUGGGUGAUAAUUCAAACACGACGGCCCAAGAAUCUUCAGAGGCGGCCAGUGAACACGAUAAGAAAUCAAAUGCGCAAGCGUCCACCACGUCAAAGUCUCUCCCGAGUGAACCUAGGGUUGGUUGGGGGAGAUCACUCUUUCUUUGGGGCAAGUUCAGUGUUGCUAUUAUGCUUGCUGUCGGUGGAGCCGUUGUUAAAGGGCCGGCCGAGAUGUUACGGGAAACUGGAGAGUGUAGAAGAUCUCGAAACAAUACGGCCGUCGAGCCUCAAGUCGACGGUAGCAGUGAUCAUUCCUGUCAAGUCCGAGACCGCGGUUGGUCCACCGAACACGUUGAUAGCAGAAACGAUGCAUGCGGCGAUGCUGACGACUUGAGGUCGCACAAUACAACGGCGACAGAGACGAUUCGCCAGGUUCGAAGCUUCAGCUCUCCAACGCCAUCAACGAGACGCCAUCAGUUUGGGACUGCUAUCACAAGCCAGUGUCAGCAUAAACGAGAUGAGCAUAGGCGAGGUUCUGGGCCGGAGAGUCCCAAGGAUCCGACUGGCGCUGUUUCCCUAGAACCUGAAUAUUCCGGUUCCGUCAGUGAUGACACGCUGAAACCGACAAGGAGCGAGCGUAAGGGACUCGACUCUAUAUUCCAGGAGUCUUGUGGCGAAUACUGCGAGCCUGAUAUCUCUGCAGCUUCGGUUACUUCAUCCCACGUUGAAGAUGAUGACAAUAGGUAUGCGGACAAUUCAGAGCACGGCUAG